Mugil cephalus (flathead mullet) is the source of this 531-nucleotide messenger RNA. Its product is annotated as CD59 glycoprotein-like. The coding region runs from base 113 to 466 and encodes 117 amino acids. The transcript has 3 exons. The record is from RefSeq and is a predicted model, not a curated record. NCBI's taxonomy places the organism in Eukaryota, Metazoa, Chordata, Actinopteri, Mugiliformes, Mugilidae.
UGGCCGGUGGACAAAGAGCCGCCCUCAGUGGUCGAGUCCCUGUGGAACGGACCGGUCGCUGGUUUUACUGCAGCCGCUGGUUUGGUGGUUUUGUGGUUUUCAGGGAGACGACAUGAAGUUGUGUCUGGUCCUGGUCCUGCUGCUCUGCUCCGGGACGCUGCACACGGGUUGUGCUCUUCGCUGUUAUAAAUGUUCCGACUACACCGGGAUGUGUCAGAACGUCCAGGAGUGCACGUUUGAAGACGCCUGCAUCUCCCUGAGUGAGCGAGGAGGUAAAACCAUCCGUCAGUGCCUCCGUUACACCGACUGUGAUAACUCGCGUCUCACCCAGAUGUUCCCGGCCAUCUCCGGCUUCACGUAUCGAUGCUGCAGCAGCAACCUGUGCAACUCAGGCAACGCCGUCGCCAUGGCGACGCCCAUCCUGGCUCUGAUUGGCUCCCUGCUCUACAGCCUCUCAGUGUUUUAACGUGAACUUUAAAAACUCACGUGUUUCCCUGUUUGAUCCUUUAACAAUAAACUCGAACCAACGUC